Molecule: messenger RNA, 2760 nt
Organism: Laccaria bicolor S238N-H82
Lineage: Eukaryota; Fungi; Basidiomycota; Agaricomycetes; Agaricales; Hydnangiaceae
Exons: 6
Coding region: 1-2760 (919 amino acids)
Source: RefSeq, a predicted model, not a curated record
AUGACGUCAACACCAACCAACCAAGAAAUCCACAAUCAAAGCUCAAAAUUCGACAUCGACAUCCUCGAAGAAGCCGCGUACGUGUUAUGGUACGUCUGGCGCGACAAGUACGCGCGUUACGCCACCCUUGCUUCAUGCAUCGAGGCACUGGCGGGGGAUGGAGAGUUGUAUGAGGCUUUGAAGACGGCCAGGAGGCGGAGGAGGUAUGAUGCUAUACGCAAUUGGAACGCGGAACGAGACGCGUCGACUUCACAAGACGCAGAGGUCCAGAAGGACAUUCAAAAUUUCCUUCAGGAACUCCAGCCGACGAUGACGAAACUCGUCAUAGGCGACAUUUCUCUCCCUCUAUGGUCUCCCCCAGACGGUUCUAUGGAUCCAAAAAUCGCACGACACCUUGAGAGCUUGCACAUAACUUGCUUAAAAGGCAAACCAAACUUGCUACUGCACGACCUGGGAAGCUUCCAGGACGACGAGUCGCUUCAAAAACGACUACGGAACAUCUUCAUGCCUAACAACCACACCUUCCUAGUCAACACCUCCGGCUCAGGAAAAACUCGGCUCCUCCUUGAAGGCCUCUGCACGCACUGGGGGUUCUACUUCACCUCCCUAGUCGACUCCAGCCUCCUCGGCUCAAGCGACGUCCAAAACACAAUCGAGACCCACCUCCCGCAUGCACCCCAUUUCAAGGGGAAUUUACCUCCGCCUGGGUCGAGCGGAUAUCAAACGGCGUUGGAUGCGAAUCGCGAGAUUGCCGGUAGGCUAUUCAAGAGGGUGUUUUUAGCGAGGUUGAUCUUGUUUAGUGCGUUUGCUGAGACUAUGACGAAGUGUCUUCGUGACCACAAGAAGGAAGAGGAGGAGGAGAGUGAGGAUGAGAUGAGGGUGUACAAACAACGCUGGCUCCUCCUCCAACUCCUACCUUCCUUUGUCCAUCCACAAGUAUGGGAUGUGUUUCACGCCCUGUCCUGUAAACUAUCCAACGCAUCGGACAGCUACGUCAAUGUACGGACUAAAGACCUCCUAACACGCGUCCGCACCCUCUGUUCGCGUUCCCAACGACGAUCCACAUGCACAAGUGCACGCACGCUAUCAACCUCCGACACAGCCCAAACACCCCUCUUCUGCAUCCUCGACGAAGCCCAACACGCAGCAACGCACCACUCCACCUCCUUCCGCUCCGACCACUCCGCCGCCCACCGUCCCGUCCUGCGCGAAAUUGUGCGUGCAUGGGAAGGUCAGUCAGUGGGGCACGGCGUGUUCAUGGUCGUCGCUGGUACGGGUAUAUCCAAAGACGUCGUGGAUCAGGCGAUGGCGUCGGCUAUUAUGAAGGACUCGAGGUAUCGGUGGUGUUCGGAUACGGGGGCGUUUGAUGAGGUGGAUGUGCAGAAGAGGUAUUUGGAAAAGUAUCUACCGAGGUGUGUUUUGGAUACGCCGGCGGGGAGGAGGUUGGUGGAGAGGGUUUGGUAUUGGUUGCAUGGGAGACAUCGGUUCACGGCGGGAUUCGUUGCGGAACUUAUUGUCAACGGGUUUCGCAGAUGUCAUGGGCUUUUGAAUGCCUAUGUGGAACAUUUCACGCAUUUCAGUGUCACCGAUGCCCAGUCCUUCGUCGAGGCGGAAAGUUCAGAUGCGCUCCCAAAUCUCUCGCAAUACAAACUCGACUUUUCAAAACUAAAGAAAAACAGUGACAUGCUAACGACAAUUCACCAACUAACAACACACUACCUAAUGCGUUCCGUUCUCCCCCUCACACUCGGGAAAGACGAAGCGACCUACGUCGAAUACGGGUUCGCUCGCUUCACAGACCCCGAGACGAAAACAGUCGCAGUAGACGAACCACUCGUCCUCCUAGCCGCAACCCACUGGAUAAACGCAAACCACCGCACGAGCUAUAAAUUCUUCGCAAAGCAGAUCCAUUUACACGAUCCGGCAUCGAACGGAUUCGAAAACUACAUCGCUUUUUGCUUAGACAUAAUUUUUUCAUCACAACGGAGAAGGAUCAAUGAGGUUUUUUCGUUCGUUGGUACACCCCCACCUUGGUCUGAGCUGGAAGCUGAACUUGUUGCCUUGCACCGCACUACUACUACUGAUCCUCAAGGCACCGUAGAACAGGGCAGCGUCCGCCAUUUCGCGUUUUCCGGACCUUCGUUGGCGCUGGGUAUCAACGCGAAAACGCCCACGGAAACCACUGCAUGGCUGAACCACCGCUCGCACACUCCGUUUUGCUUCCCAGUUGACUCGAUGGGUCCCGACCUCAUAUUUGUGCUUCGACUUGUGGAUGGGACGACGAUCUGGGUCGCCCUUCAGGCAAAGUUUUCGUCAGGGAAGAACGGAUCUCUUUCGAGACCGUUUCUCAGGCGCGCCAUGCGCUCCGUUACGCCCUCCAACUUCUUCUUUGACAAGGAAGGCAACCGAUAUUCCCCAACAAGCCAUCCCACCCUCGUUGAAGAAACCAGGACCCUCCUCCGCGCACUCCCACACCGUCGUCGCUCAGACGCCGGGAAAUACAGCCUCCUACGCGUCGUCGCUUCCUUCCCCGCAGAUACCAACCUCAAGCGGUGUUUGGAGGAAGAUCCGGACGAGGAGGAUGGUCACCCCAUCGCGAGUCUCAACAUGACGCUCGUCAAACAUCUCACGCGGAAAUUGUCGCCUGUGGAUUUUUUGGAGGGGCUUGAGGACCCGUUGAGGGAUGGUGGUGCUGCUGGAAAGCGGAGGCGGGGGGGUGAAGUUCCGAAACGACGGUCGAAAAAGAUAAAGCUCAAUUAA